AUGCUCAUGCUGAUUGCUCACGGGUGUUGCAACCACGGGUGUUGCAACGUGGGAAUGGAUCAAAAAGGAGGCUGGCCAAUUGUGGUAAAAGAAGUUAAACAUACACGUGCACUGCAUAUUCAGCGUUGGCUCAAAGAUAGAAGGUGGGAGCAGGGUGGGACAGCCCAAAUGGCGCGGACCCGCGGUGGCGUCUUUCUCCUGCUUGGUCUUUGCUUUGCACCCCUCGCUUUCGUCCCCUCCGUCCCGGAGGAGAAGGCACCUCCAGUGCCAGUGGCUCGCCGUAGCCUUUGGACUGGAGCCUUGCUUUUGGCCUCGCCAGCGAAUGCCCAGGCACCUCAGAAGGUGCUGGUGGCCGGGGCCACUGGGCAGACUGGGCGCCGGAUUGUGGAGCGCUUAGCCAAGGAUGGGCAGACCUCAGUGGUGGGCGGUGUCCGCGAUGUCUCCAAGGCCCAGAGUGAGCUCAGCAAGUCCUCCAUCGCCAUCCGAGGGGCAAUGAUUGACGAGGUGAAGGCGGUGGACACCAAAGGGGUAGAAUUGAAGUCAUUGGAUGUGGCCAAAGACUCUGUGGACGCCUUGGCCGGCUCAUUGACCGGUGUCGACGCACUGAUCAUCGCCACGGGCUUCGUGCCGGGGAACCCCUUCGCGAUGAACGCAGAGGCCCAUGCGGUGGACAACCUGGGCACCAAGGCCUUGGUGGACGCUGCGAAGAAGUCCGGAGUGAAGAAAAUCGUCCUUGUGUCAUCCAUUCUAACCAAUGGUCGUGGCUGGGGGCAAGAGAACAGCCCGGGCUUUCAGGUCACCAAUGCCUUUGGGAAUGUCCUCGAUGAGAAGUUGGAAGCUGAGAAGUACCUUAGAGCCUCUGGUAUCGACUACACAAUUGUCAGGCCCGGCGGCUUGAAAGCGAGCGCUCCAGCAGGCGGCUUGGUGGUGUCCAAGGAAGAUACCUUGAACAGCGGAGAGAUCAGCCGAGACCUGGUGGCCGAUGUGAGCAUUGCGGCCAUUUUUGACCAGAGGGCCUCGAACAAAGUCGUUGAGAUCAUUGAGGACGAGACGAAGUCGCAGCCGUCAAAGGACAAAUGGUUCGCGUAG
Molecule: messenger RNA, 1089 nt
Organism: Durusdinium trenchii
Lineage: Eukaryota; Dinophyceae; Suessiales; Symbiodiniaceae
Source: the annotation of a GenBank genome assembly